AAUGAGUCACACUUCGCAGCGGAGAAUACUUGAAAAAACGCGGCCUUCUGUUCCUCUCUGGGUUGUACUUGUUGCGUCGCAGCUCUCCAGCAGUCAGGCAGAUCUGAGGGGGUUGUUUGAGAAUUCACUGCAGUUUUUGAAGUGUCUCCAGUUUCUGAAGCUGACUGCAUCAGCACUAUGCUUGCUUCAGCCCCUGACCUGUGGAGCUGCGUCCCAGAGGAAAUCCUCAUCCAAAUUUUCUACUAUCUUUCUCUUCGAGAUAGAUACACGGCCUUCCAGGUGUGCAAGCAGUGGGCUGGGGCUGUUUCCUCCAGUUCUGUUUGGCACUUCACAGAGAUCAGCUGUGACUCAGAGGAUGAGGAGGGCAUGCUGCAGAGCCUGUGCCAGUUCCUCAGCCAAAUCAAACACCUGAAGAUCAGGUUUGACCAAUCCAAAGAGGUCAACCGCAGGAACGUGACACGCAUCUUAGAUAUGCUGGCAAAGCAGAACCACAAGCUGCAGCAGCUGUGCAUUGCGUGCCACGGGGAGAACCCCUAUUUCUACUCUGGCCAGGACAUCCUGCGGAGCAUACGGAAUAUGUGCAACAUGAACAACCAGGUAGAUCUUCAGCAUGUUGAUUUUCGAAACAUGCCCUUUACUCUCGAUGGGCAGCUUGUUGAACUCCUGGCUACCACCAACCCAAACCUGCAAAGCUUGUUCAUCAACAACCGCACUCUGGUGUGCAAUGUGGCACCAGACACCAUUAGGAAAGUUCUCAGUGUGUGUCCCAAACUCUCAGCUUUGGGGGUUUACUAUGCCAGCUUGUCCAGUGAUGUAUUUCUGGAGCUGCUCAAGCCAGAAAGAGCAGCUUUCACCCAUUUAGACAUUUUCUGUGAGCGCCUGGAUAAAUAUAUACCAGUCAUCUCGGAAGAGCUGUGGGCUGCUGUCAGGCAAAAACAUCCUCGACUCUACGUAGACCUCGAAUUUGAUCAUACAGUCCCUGGAUGCACAAUACCACGGAUCCUAAAGCUGAGUAUACCUGUGAGCACACUGCAACUCAACACCUACAAUUACAUGGUAGAUCAGAUUAGGUUUGUCACCCAGAGCUACAGCAGCACUCUGAAGAAGCUGACGCUACAAACCACAUCCUCAGAAGACCUGAAUUCCUCACUAGUAGAGCUAGCUAAGCACUGCCAAAACCUGCUGGAGAUCCACUGCUACUGUGUGGUCAGCAGGGAGGUGGUGGAAGCGUUCCUCACACAUUGCCCCCAUCUGAAACAAUACACUCUGAAGGUCACCAAGGAGCGGCACCCCUGGAAGCCAGUGACAGUUCAGUGACCAGCUCACCUGUUCAGCACACCGAUUGUUCUCAAAUGCAAUAGAGCAAUGCCCAUACAAAGAAACAGAGAUGCCUAUUUUAAUUUUUUCUUUAUUGGAGUAGGGCGGACAAAUCUUUUCUUUGUGUUCUCUAUUUAGCAAUAGUGGGAUGCUAAUAGUGCCAUCUUCACCCUUUGUGCAGUUCUACAGGAAAUCACAGUGAAAUUUAAUUUUGAUGUAAUGUUUUAAGCAAACCUCAAAGUCAAACACACUGUGUCAGGCUCCCAGCAACUACUGGCUGGGCAGUUAAGGAAGUGACAGCUUCAGUGCAGGUGUUGUGUGUCCAUUGGGGUCCUUAGCCACAUGUGUUCAUCUAUAGCAACAGGCAGUGGUCAUCUGAUGGAAAAUGCACUCCAACCUUGAUAAUUUCUCUUCUGGCAUUUCUGUGAUGGUGAGCUCACAUUAGCAGGAGAAAAAAAUGCUUAAGAGCACUGAUAAGGUCAUAAGAAAAGGCACAGAGCCUGCAAGUAUCCUUUUCUGUCCUUUCUUUCUCAGAAAAGCACAUUUUCAGGUAUUUGAAUGCCUUUGGCAAAGACCUGUGCUUUCACUGCAUUGUUAAUGUUUCUUAGGAGAAUAAACAGUUUUUCGUGUCUCAGUCAGCAGCAAAUGGCAAAGGUAUUGGGCCUCUGAAUUAGGAUGAGUGUGUUGGUUGACUGUGCCAAGGAUUCUGAUGGACUGUGAUUUGAAGAGUAAUUUCGGAUUUGAAAUGGUCCUGGCCAAAAUUUCCCUUUGUAAUCAGCACAUAUAUAAAAAGGAUUUUAAGUAAUAACAAUAAAAGCAUGUUUUCUCGUGUG
This is a messenger RNA of Coturnix japonica (Japanese quail), 2150 nucleotides long. RefSeq names its product F-box and leucine rich repeat protein 8 (gene FBXL8). The record is from RefSeq and is a predicted model, not a curated record. Gene Ontology annotation, molecular function: protein binding. NCBI's taxonomy places the organism in Eukaryota, Metazoa, Chordata, Aves, Galliformes, Phasianidae.